This is a messenger RNA of Mesoplodon densirostris (Blainville's beaked whale), 15615 nucleotides long. RefSeq names its product usherin (gene USH2A). Gene Ontology annotation, molecular function: protein binding. The transcript has 72 exons. The record is from RefSeq and is a predicted model, not a curated record. NCBI's taxonomy places the organism in Eukaryota, Metazoa, Chordata, Mammalia, Artiodactyla, Ziphiidae. The coding region runs from base 1 to 15615 and encodes 5204 amino acids.
AUGAAUUGCCUGGCUCUUUCUUUGGGCUUCGGCUUCUUGUUUCCCACCCCUAAAACAUGGCUCUUUACCUAUUUUGCUUCCAUAUCGUGGGCUGACUCGCAGGGCCUUUUCCCAAGGCUGGAGAACGUGGCAGCUUUCAAGAAGGUUUCGGUGGUGCCAACCCAAGCGACAUGUGGACUCCCAGCCCGAAGCACCUUCUGUCAGAGCUCUGCCGCAGCUGAAGGCCUUUGGGUCUGUCCCCAGCGGUUCUGCAUUCAGGAUUGUCCUUACCGAUCGUCACCCCCCACCUACACUGCCCUCUUCUCAGCAGGCCUCAGGGGCUGCGUCACCGUAGACCGGCGUGAUCUGAGUCCCAAUGCCCACAGCCAUUCUGCAAGUUUCAUUUUUGGAAAUCACCAGAGCUGCUUUGCCUCUCCUCCUGCUGCCAGGCUGGCGGCGUCAUUUACUCUAGCUGUGUGGUUGAAACCCGAGCAAGAAGGUGUAAUGUGUGUUAUAGAAAAGACAGCGGAUGGGCAGACUGUGUUCAAACUUACAAUAUCUGAGAAGGAGACCAUGUUUUAUUACCGCACAGUAAAUGGUUUGCAGCCUCCAAUAAAAGUAAUGACACUGGGGAGAAUUCUUGUGAAGAAAUGGAUUCAUCUUAGUGUGCAGGUAUAUCAGACAAAAAUCAGUUUCUUCGUCAAUGGUUUGGAAGAGGAUAAUACAGCUUUUGAUGCAAGAACUCUAAGUGGUUCAAUUACAGAUUUUGCCUCUGGUACUAUGCAAAUAGGACAGAGCUUAAAUGGUUUAGAGCAAUUUGUUGGAAGAAUGCAAGAUUUUCGAUUAUACCAAGUGGCACUUACAAACAGAGAGAUUCAGGAAGUUUUCUCUGGAGAUCUGCCCAGAUUGCAUAUCCAGUCACAUUGCCGUUGCCCUGGCAGCCACCCUCGGGUUCCUCGUUUGGAACAGCGGUACUGUGUUCCUAAUGAUGCAGAAGACACAACCAAUAAUAGGGUGUUACGGCUGAAUCCUGAAGCCCAUCCUCUUUCUUUUGUCAAUGAUAACAAUAUUGGUACUUCAUGGCUUUCCCAUGUGUUUACAAACAUGACCCAGCUUAAUCAAGGAGUGACUAUUUCAAUAGAUUUGGAAAAUGGACAGUAUCAGGUGUUUUACAUCAUCAUUCAGUUCUCUAGUCCACAACCAACAGCAAUAAGGAUUCAAAGGAAGAAAGACGACAGCCUAGACUGGGAGGAUUGGCAGUAUUUUGCUAGAAAUUGCAGCACUUUUGGAAUGAAAAACAAUGGAGAAUUGGAAAAUUCUGAUUCUGUCAACUGUCUUCAGCUUCCCAAUUUUACUCCAUAUUCCCGUGGUAAUGUCACCUUUAGCAUCCUAACACCUGGACCAAAUCAUCGUCCUGGAUACAAUAAUUUCUAUAAUACCCCAUCUCUUCAAGAGUUUGUAAAGGCCACACAAGUACGACUUCAUUUCCAUGGACAGUACCAUACAACUGAGACGUCUGUCAGCCCCAGACACAGAUACUACGGGGUCAAUGAAAUCACCAUCACUGGAAGGUGUCAGUGCUGUGGUCAUGCUGAUAACUGUGACAUGAAAAGCCAGCCCUAUAGAUGCCUCUGCUCUCGGGAAAGUUUCACUGAAGGACUUCAUUGUGAUCACUGCCUGCCUCUUUAUAAUGACAAGCCUUUUCGCCAAAGUGAUCAAGUUCACACCUUCAAUUGUAAACCCUGUAAAUGCAACAGCCAUUCCAGAAGCUGCCACUACAACAUCUCAGUGGAUCCCUUUCCAUCUGAACACCACAGAGGAGGUGGAGGAGUUUGUGAUGACUGUGAGCAUAACACUACAGGGAAGAACUGUGAUCUGUGUAAGGAUUACUUUUUCCGACAAGUUGGUGCAGAUCCUUCGGCCAUAGAUGUUUGCAAACCCUGUGACUGUGAUAAAGUUGGCACUAGAAACAAUAGCUUCCUGUGCAAUCAGAUCGGAGGCCAGUGUAAUUGUAAGAGACAUGUGUCUGGCAGACAGUGCAAUCAGUGCCAGAACGGAUUCUACAACCUACAAGAAUGGGAUCCUGAUGGCUGCAUUCCGUGCAACUGUAAUGCCUCUGGGACAGUGGAUGGAGAUAUUACCUGUCACCCAAAUUCAGGCCAGUGCAAGUGCAAAGCAAAUGUUAUUGGGCUUAGAUGUGAUCGUUGCGAAUUUGGAUUUAAAUUUCUCCAAAGUGUUAAUGACGAUGGCUGUGAGCCCUGCCAGUGUAACCUCCACGGCUCAGUGAACAAACUCUGCAAUCCUCUUUCUGGGCAGUGUGAGUGCAAACAAGAAGUCCAAGGACUUCAGUGUGAUACCUGCAGAGAACACUUCUAUGGACUGGACACCACCGGUUGUAAGGCCUGUGACUGCAACCUACCUGGGUCCCGGUCUGGGACCGUCUGUGAUGCUCGGACAGGACAGUGCAUCUGUAAUCCCAAUGUUGGAGGGAGACGAUGCAGUGAAUGUUUGGACGGAUACUUCUACGUACAGCGAAACAGUUCUUUCCUCUGUCUGCCUUGUAACUGUGAUAGGACUGGGACAGUAAAUGGCUCUCUGCUGUGUGACAAAUCAACAGGACAGUGUCUCUGCAAAUUAGGAGUAACAGGGCUUCGCUGUAAUCAGUGUGAGCCUCACAGGUAUCAUCUGACCGUUGGCAAUUUUCAAGGCUGCCAGAUGUGUGAGUGUGACCCCUUGGGGACGUUACCUGGGACUGUUUGUGACCCAGUCAGUGGCCAGUGCCUAUGUUUACCGCAUCGUCAAGGAAGAAGGUGCAAUCAGUGUCAACCAGGUUUUUAUAUUUCUCCAGGCAAUGCCACUGGCUGCCUGCCAUGUUCAUGCCAUAAGACUGGUGCAGUUAAUCACAUCUGUAAUAGCUUGACUGGUCAGUGUGUUUGCCAAGAUGAUUCCAUUGCCGGACAAAGUUGUGACCAUUGUAAAGACCUUUACUUUGGAUUUGAUCCUCUAGCUGGAAGAUGUCAGCCUUGCAGUUGUCAUCUCUCAGGAGCCUUGAAUGAAACCUGUCAUUCAGUCACUGGCCAGUGUUUCUGUAAACGAUUUGUCACUGGCUUAAAGUGUGAUACUUGCGUUCCCAGAGCAAGCCAUUUGGAUAUCAACAAUCCAUUGGGCUGCAGCAAAACUCCAUCCCAGCAACCUCCACCCAGAGGAAAAGUUCAAAAUUCUUCUGCUAUCAGUCUUUCCUGGAGUCCACCUGAUUCUCCAAAUGCCCACUGGCUCACUUACAGUUUAUUCCGGGAUGGUUUUGAAAUCUACACAAUUGAAGAUCAAUACCCAUAUGAUAUUCAGUACUUCUUAGACACUGCGCUGUCGCCAUAUACCGCCUAUUCCUAUUACCUCGAGACCAGCAGCUUGCAUGGUUCAACACGGAGUGUAGCUGUCACCUAUAGGACAAAACCAGGGGCCCCAGAGGGAAGCCUGAACUUAAGUUAUAUCAGUCCUAUUAGCUCAGACUCUGUGACACUUACCUGGGCUGUACCUUCAAAUCGUUCUGGUCCUAUUGAGAAAUAUAUUUUGUCCUGUGCUCCUGUAGAUGGCAUCCAGCCCUGUGUUCCCUAUGAAGGUCCUGAAACCACCGCUACCAUCUGGAAUCUGGUUCCAUUCACCAAAUACCGUUUUGCUGUACAGGCGUGUACUAGUGGGGGCUGUUUACACAGCACCUCUCUGACAGUGAAGACGGCCCAGGCACCCCCCCGAAGGCUGGGUCCACCCGAGGUGCGGAAGAUCAGUUCCACAGAGCUUCAGGUAGAAUGGGCUCCACCGAUGGAACCAAAUGGCAUAAUUAUAAGAUAUGAACUAUACAUGAAAAGACUGAGAUCUAAUGGAGAAACCAGGUCAGCAGAAAGUCGAGUUUUUCAGAGCAGUGGCUGGCUCAGUCCUUACCCACUUGCAGAAUCAGCCAAUGAAAAUGCAUUAGAACCUCCUGAACCAACCACAAUCAUCACUGGCUUGGAGCCGUACACCAAGUACAAGUUUAGAGUCUUAGCUGUGAACAUGGCUGGGAGUGUGUCUUCUGCCUGGACCACAGGAAGAACGGGAGAAUCAGCGCCUGUAUUCAUGACCCCUCCUUCAGUCUCCCCCCUCUCACCAUACUCGCUCAAUGUGUCCUGGGAGAUGCCAGCAAAUAAUGUGACAAGAGGAAAAGUUGUGGGGUAUAACAUCAGUAUGGUUUCUGAACAAUCACCUCAACAAUCUAGCCCGGUGGUGUUUUCACAGGUGUUGUACACUGCUAAAUCUCAAGAACUGUCUUAUAUUGUAAAAGGACUACAACCUUAUAGGAUAUACAACUUUACUAUUUCUCUCUGCAAUUCAGUUGGUUGUAUAACCAGUGCUUCGGGAGGAGGACGGACUUUAGCAGCAGCACCAGCCCAACUGAGGCCACCUCUGGUUGAAGGAAUCAACAGUACAACCAUCCAUCUUAGGUGGCAGACACCUGAAGAACAGAAUGGACCCUCUCCUACAUAUCAGCUGGAAAGGAGACAGGCAGCUCUACCAGCUCCGAGGGCCACAAUGGUGAAAGGAACUCGUUUCAUAGGAAAUGGAUAUUAUAAAUUUCCCAGCUCCACUCACCCAGUCAAUACAGACUUUACUGGCAUUAAGGCCAGCUUUCGAACGAGGGUGCCUGAAGGUUUGAUUGUCUUUGCGGCAUCACCUGGCAAUCAGGAAGAGUAUUUCGCAAUUCAGUUGAAGAAUGGACGCCCUUAUUUUCUUUUUGAUCCUCAGGGGUCUGCGGUAGAAGUUACCACAACUAAUGAUGAUGGUAAACAAUAUAGUGAUGGCAAAUGGCAUGAGAUAAUCGCGAUUAGGCAUCAGGAUUUUGGCCAAAUCACACUUGAUGGACAAUAUACAGGCUCCUCGGCCACCCUGAAUGGUAGUACUGUUAUUGGAGAGAACACAGGAGUGUUUGUGGGAGGGCUGCCUCAGGGUUAUACCAUCCUCAGGAAGGAUUCUGACAUAAUCCGAAAGGGUUUUGUGGGCUGUCUCAAGGAUGUGUAUUUUAUGAAGAAUUAUAAUCCCUCUGCUGCUUGGGGGCGUCUGGUUUGGCAGAGUUCUGAAGAGCAAGUCAACGUGUAUAACAACUGGGAGGGAUGCCCCACUUCAUUACAAGAGGGAGCUCAGUUCCUAGGGACAGGGUUCCUGGAACUUUAUCCAUAUUUGUUUCAUGGUGGAGUGGACUUUGAAAUUUCCUUUAAGUUCAGAACUGACCAAUUGAAUGGAUUGCUUCUUUUCAUUUACAACAAAGAUGGACCUGAUUUUCUUGCUAUGGAACUGAAGAGUGGAAUAUUGAGCUUCCGGUUAAAUACUAGCCUUACCUUUACACAAGUGGAUCUCUGGCUGGGGCUGUCCUAUUGUGACGGAAAGUGGAAUAAAGUGAUCAUUAAAAAAAAAGGUCCCGUCCUAUCAACAAGCAUGAAUGAACUGAUGGAGCGCGUGUCAGAGUCCAGAGCUCAGCCACUGAUGGUGAAUUCCCCCGUCUAUGUGGGAGGAACCCCACAGGAGCUGCACGACUCUUAUAAACACCUGAAGCUGGAACAAGGUUUCGGUGGUUGCAUGAAAGAUGUGAAAUUUGCAGAGGGUGCUGUCGUUAACUUGGCAUCUGUGUCCAGCGGUGCUAUCAGAGUCAAUCUGGAUGGAUGCCUGUCAACUGACAGUGCAGUUAACUGCAGGGGAAAUGACUCCAUCCUGGUUUAUCGGGGAAAAGAGCAGAGCGUUUACGACAGUGGUCUCCAGCCUUUCACAGAAUACCUGUAUCGAGUAACAGCCUCCCACGAAGGAGGUUCAGUACCCAGUGACUGGAGUCGGGGCCGUACAACAGGAGCAGCUCCACAAAGUGUGCCAACUCCCUCAAGAGUCCGCAGCCUAAACGGCUCUAGCAUCGAGGUGACCUGGGAUGAACCUGUUGUGGUUAGAGGUGUAAUCGAGAAGUACAUUUUGAGAGCCUACAGUGAAGAUGCGCCCGGUCCGCCCCGCCUGCCCUCUGCCAGCUCUGAGCUUGUUGAUACCAGCACCUUCACAGGCAUAUUGACAGGCUUGCUACCCUUCAAAAACUAUGCAGUAACCCUAGCUGCUUGCACUUUGGCUGGCUGUACCGAGAGCUCGCAUGCGCUGAACAUCUCUACUCCGCAAGAAGCACCACAAGAGGUUCAGCCACCAGUAGCCAAAUCCCUUCCCAAUUCUUUGUUGCUCUCCUGGAAUCUACCCAAAAAGGCAAAUGGUAUUAUAACUCAGUACUCUUUAUAUAUGGAUGGGAUACUCAUCUAUUCAGGCAAUGGAGAGAACUACACAGUCACAGAUUUAGAGGCCUUUACGCCCCACCAGUUUCUACUCAGUGCUUGCACACAUGUGGGAUGUACAAACAGUUCCCUGGUCAUACUGUACACGGCACAGCUGCCACCAGACCAUGUGGACCCCCCAAUUCUGACCGUCCUGGAUUCUAGAACUAUAUCUGUACAGUGGAAACAACCAAGAAAAGUAAAUGGAAUUCUGGAGCGCUAUAUACUAUAUAUUUCAAAUCACACGCAUGAUUUUACAAUUUGGGAUGUCAUCUAUAAUAGUACAGAACUUUUUCAGGAUCAUGUGCUACAGUACCUUUUCCCUGGUAAUAAAUACUUCAUCAAGCUGGGAGCUUGCACUGGGGGUGGAUGCACAGUGAGUGAGGCCAGCCAGGCCCUGACUGAGGAGAGGGCCCCCGAAGGCGUGCCAGCCCCCAAAGUGCACCCGGAUUCACCUCACUCCUUUAACAUCUCCUGGACUGAGCCUGAAUAUCCAAAUGGUGUUAUCACCAGUUACAGACUAUAUCUUGAUGGUAUAUUAAUUCACAAUUCCUCAGAACUCAGCUGUCAUGCUUCUGGAUUCGCUCCUUGGAGCUUACAUUCCUUCAGAGUCCAAGCCUGCACAGCCAAAGGUUGUGCUCUGGGCCCGCUGGUGGAAAAUCGAACUCUAGAAGCUCCUCCUGAAGGAACAGUAAAUGUGUUUGUCAAAACAGAAGGAUCCCAAAAGGCCCAUGUGAGAUGGGAAGCACCUUUUCACCCUAAUGGACAAUUAACGUACUCAGUCCUUUUUACUGGCGCUUUCUAUGCUGACCAAGCAGACGACAACUACACUCUUCUGAAUGGCACACAAGUCAUGUACAGUGGUGAAGAGACCAGCCUUUCGGUGCUCAUCGAUGGGUUGAUUCCUUUUACUAACUAUACAGUACAAGUGAAUGUUUCAAAUAGCCAAGGCAGCUUGAUAAGUGAUCCCGUAAUGAUUUCCAUGCCGCCAGGGGCUCCAGAUGGCGUGCUGCCUCCGAGGCUUUCAUCUGCCACUCCAACCAGUCUUCAGGUUGUCUGGUCUACACCAGCUCGGAACAACGCCCCCGGCUCUCCCAGAUACCAACUCCAGAUGAGGCCCAGCAACUCCACCCACUGGUUUCUAGAGUUGUUUUCCAGUCCUUCUGCAUCGUUAAGCUAUGAAGUGAGAGAUCUCCAACCGUACACAGAGUAUGAAUUUCGGUUGGUGGUCUCCAAUGGAUUUGGCAGUGCACAUAGUUCUUGGAUUCUGUUCAUCACCGCAGAGGACAAACCUGGACCUAUAGACCCUCCGAUUCUUCGGGAUGUGAAGCCAAGAAUGAUGUUGGUUACCUGGCAGCAUCCUUUAAAGUGCAAUGGGAUCAUUACCCAUUAUAACAUUUACCAAUAUGGCCGUCUCUGCUUAACAACUUCCGGAAAUGUCACUAAUGGCACAGUGGCCCAUUUGCGCCCAUAUACAGCCUACACAUUUCAAGUAGAAGCUUGUACUUCAAAAGGGUGUUCCCUGUCACCAGAGUCCCAGACUGUAUGGACACUCCCAGAUGCACCAGAAGGUAUCCCGAGACCAGAGUUGUUCUCCGAUACCCCAACGUCCGUGAUUAUAUCUUGGCAACCCCCCACCCAUCCCAACGGCUUGGUGGAGAACUUCACAAUCGAGAGAAGAGUCGAAGGGAAGGAAGAAGCUACUGCCCUGGUGACUUUCCCGAGAGGUCAUCCCAUGAGGUUUAUCGACAAGACUUCUGCUCUUAGCCCAUGGACAAAAUAUGAGUAUCGGGUCCUGAUGAGCACUCUUGGAGGAGGUACAAACAGCAGCGCUUGGGCAGAAGUGACCACGAGACCCUCACGACCUGCUGGGGUGCAGCCCCCCGUGGUGGAUGUGCUAGGACACGACGCAGCCAAGGUCACUUGGAGAGCCCCACUCAUCCUGAAUGGAGACAUCCUUACCUACGAGAUCCGCAUGCCUGACCCUCACAUCACAAUCACCAACGUUACUUCCUCUGUGUUCAGUCACGUCGUUACUCAUCUGAUUCCUUUCACUAAUUAUUCUGUCACCAUUGUGGCUUGCUCAGGGGGUAAUGGACAUCUAGGUGGGUGCACAGAGAGUUUCCCUACCCAUGUUACCACGCAUCCCGCCCUGCCUCAGGAUCUUAGCCCGUUGUCUGUGGUUCCACUAAGUGAAUCGUAUGUUGGCAUUUCUUGGCAGCCACCAACCAGGCCAAACGGACCCAAUUUGAGAUAUGAGCUUCUGAGAUGUAAAAUCCAGCAACCACUUGCAUCAAAUCCCCCAGAAGAUUUAAAUCUGUGGCACAGUAUUUAUUCAGGAACUCAGUGGUUUUAUGAAGAUAAGGGUCUUAGCAGGUUUACAACGUAUGCGUAUAAGGUCUUUGUACACAACAGUGUGGGUUUUACACCAAGUCAAGAAGCAACUGUGACCACGUUAGCCGGGCUUCCGGAGAGAGGAGCUAACCUCACUGCGAUUGUUCUCAACCACACGGCCAUAGACAUGAGAUGGGCUAAACCAACUUUUCAAGACCUACAAGGUGAUGUUGAAUAUUACACACUUUUUUGGAGUUCUGCUACCGCCAAUGAAUCUCGAAAACUCCUCCCAGAUGUAAACUCUCAUGUCAUUGGCCACUUAAAUCCAAACACAGAGUAUCGGAUUUUUAUCUCUGUUUUCAACGGAGUUGCCAGCAUCAACAGUGAAGUGCUGCAUGCAACCACUUGCGACGGCGAGCCUCAGGGCAUGCUUCCUCCAGAGGUUGUCAUCAUCAACAGUACAGCUGUACGUGUCAUCUGGACAGCUCCUUCAAACCCAAAUGGUGUUGUCACUGAAUAUUCUGUCUAUGUAAAUAAUCAGCUCUACAAGACUGGAAUAAAUGUGCCUGGGUCUUUCAUUCUGAGAGACCUGUCUCCCUUAAUGAUCUAUGACAUUCAGGUUGAAGUCUGCACAAAAUAUGCCUGUGUGAAAAGCAAUGGAACCCAAAUCACCACCAUGGAAGAUAGUCCAAGUGAUAUACCAGCUCCCACAAUUCAUGGCAUCACUUCAAGAUCCCUUCAGAUUGAUUGGAUGCCUCCAGGGAAGCCAAAUGGCAUCAUUCUCGGAUAUGAUCUCUUACGGAAAACAUGGCGUUCAUGCCUUAAAAUCCAGAAGUCAGUGAAGGACCACAGUCAUGAACUCUGCAAAGCAGUGAAGUGUCAAAAACCUGAAACUAUCUGUGGACCCAGGUGCUACUCCCCUGAGACUAAGGUGUGUUGUAAUGGAGUUCUCUAUGACACCCAGCCUGGACACCACUGUUGUGAAGAGAAGUACAUCGCAUUUGUUUUGAACUCAACUGGAGUUUGUUGUGGUGGCCGAAUACAAGAGGGACAACCGAAUCAUCAGUGCUGCUCGGGGUAUUACGUUAGGAUUCUACCCGGUGAAGUAUGCUGUCCAGAUGAACAGCACAAUCGGGUUUCCACUGGUCUCGGCGACUCCUGCUGUGGCAGACUGCCAUACUCCACCUCCGGAAACCAGAUUUGCUGUGCUGGGAGGCUCCAUGAUGGUCAUGGCCAGCAGUGCUGUGGUGGACAGAUUGUGAGCAAAGAUUUCGAGUGCUGCGGGGGAGAGGAACAGGGUGUGGUGUACAGUCGCCUUCCAGGGAUGUUCUGUUGUGGGCAGGAUUAUAUGAAUAUGUCAGAUACCAUAUGCUGCUCAGCUUCCAGUGGAGAGUCUAAAGCACAUGUUAAAAAGAAUGACCCAGUGCCAGUAAAAUGCUGUGAGACUGAACUUAUUCCAAAGAGCCAGAACUGCUGUAAUGGAGUUGGAUAUAAUCCUUUGAAAUAUGUUUGCUCUGACAAGAUUUCAACUGGAAUGAUGAUGAAGGAAACCAAAGUCUGCAGGACCCUCUGCCCGGCGUCUAUGGAAGCCACAGCACACUGCGGCAGGUGUGACUUCAACUUUACCAGCCACGUUUGUACUGUGAUAAGAGGAUCUCACAAUUCCAUGGGGAAGGACUCAGUCGAAGAAAUGUGCUCAUCUGCUGAAGAGCCUGUUCAUAUGGGAAGUGUAAACACACUCUCCUUCACAGAUGUGAACCUGGAGCCCUACAUGACAUACGAGUAUAGGAUUUCUGCAUGGAAUAGCUAUGGGCGAGGAUUCAGCAAGGCUGUUAGGGCCACAACAAAAGAAGAUGUGCCUGAGGGAGUGAGCCCCCCCAGGUGGACCAAAAUGGAUCAUCUUGAUGAUAUAAUAGUCCUCAACUGGAAGAAGCCUAUACAAUCAAAUGGUCCUAUUAUUUACUACAUUCUUCUCCGAGAUGGAAUUGAACGUUUUCAAGGAACAUCGUUGAGCUUCUCUGAUACGAAAGGAAUUCAACCUUUUAUGGAAUAUUCAUACCAGCUGAAAGCUUGCACGGUUGCUGGCUGUGCCACCAGCAGCAAGGUCGUUGCAGCUACAACCCAAGGAGUUCCGCAAAGCAUCUCUCCACCGAGAAUCACGGCCCUCAGUGCGGAGACUCUGCAUGUGAGCUGGGACGUCCCUCCUAAGCCAAACGGCGUCAUUAAAGAGUACCAGCUCAGGCAGGUUGGGAAAGGUCUCAUCUACACUGACACCACUGACAGGAGGCAACAUACGGUCACAGGUCUCCAGCCAUACACCAACUACAGCUUCACACUUAGAGCUUGUACAUCUGCUGGAUGCACUUCAAGUGAGCCUUUUCUAGGUCAGACUCUGCAGGCAGCCCCUCAAGGAGUUUGGGUGACACCUCGACACAUUAUCAUCAAUUCUACAGCAGUGGAAUUAUAUUGGAGUCCGCCAGAAAAGCCCAAUGGCCUCAUUUCUCAAUAUCAAUUGAGUCGUAAUGGAAGCUUGAUUUUCCUGGGGGGCGGUGAGGAGCAGAACUUCACUGAUAAAAACCUGGAGCCCAACAGCAGGUACAUUUAUAAGCUGGAAGCCACUACUGGAGGUGGCAGCAGUCCCAGUAAUGAGUACAUUAUAGAGACACCUAUAUUAACACCAGAAGAAAUCCAGCCUCCAUAUAACAUCACAGUAAUUGGGCCUGAUUCCAUAUAUGUAGCUUGGACCCCACCAGGGAUCCUCACUCCCAAAAUACCUGUGGAGUACAGUGUCUUACUCAACGCUGGAAGUGUAGCACCUCUGAUCUUCUCUGCUGGUCAUCAUCAGUCCAUCCUUCUGGAAAAUUUGGCUCCAUCCACACAGUAUGAGACAAGGAUACAAGCAUGUCAAAAUGGAGGUUGUGGAGUUAGCAGUAGGAUAUUUGUCAAAACAGCUGAAGGAGCCCCCAUGGAUCUAAAUUCUCCUGUUCUUAAGGCACUGGGAUCAGCUUGCAUAGUGGUUAAAUGGAUGCCACCUAAAAAACCAAAUGGAGUCAUCAUCAACUACUUUAUUCACAGACGUCCUGCUGGCCUUGAAGAGGAAUCCCUUUUGUUUGUCUGGUCAGAAGGAGCCCUUGAAUUUAUUGACAAUGCAGAUACUUUGAGGCCUUUCACGCUAUAUGAAUAUCGGGUCAGAGCCCGUAACUCCAGGGGCACUGUGGAGAGUCUGUGGUCAUCAGCACGGACUCUAGAAGCCCCACCUCAAGAUUUGCCAGCGCCCUGGGCUCAAGUCACUGGUGCUUAUUCAGUUCUACUGAAUUGGACGAAGCCAGAGUCUCCCAAUGGCAUUAUCUCCCAGUACCGUGUGGUCUACCAAGAGAGAACCGAUGACCCAAUGUUGAACUUCUCUGUUGUGCACGCUCUCACCGUCAUGGGAACAAGCCAUCGAGCCCACCUGUUCGGGUUAGAACCCUUCACCACAUAUCACAUUGGUGUUGUGGCCACAAACCAGGCAGGAGAAGUUUCAAGCCCCUGGACUCUAGUUCGAACCCUAGAAUCUUCCCCCAGUGGACUGAGCUACUUUACAGUGGAGCAGAAGGAGAACGGCCGGGCGUUGCUACUGCAGUGGUCAGAGCCUGUAAGAACCAAUGGUGUGAUAAAGACGUACAAUGUCUUCAGUGAUGGAGUCCUGGAGUACGCUGGCCUGAAUCGUCAAUUUCUCUUCCGACGCCUGGACCCCUUCACGCUCUACACGCUGACGCUGGAGGCCUGCACCAGGGCGGGCUGUGCACACUCGGCACCCCAGCCUCUGUGGACAGAAGAAGCCGCACCCCAGUCUCAGCUGGCUCCCACCAUCCAGUCUGUGGGGUCCACCAGCGUCGAGCUGAGCUGGUCAGAGCCCGUUAACCCAAACGGAAAGAUAAUUCGCUAUGAAGUGAUUCGCAGAUGCUUCAAGGGAAAAGCUUGGGGGAAUCAGACAAUCCAGGAUGAUGAGAAAAUUGUUUUCACAGAAUAUAAUACUGAAAGGAAUACAUUUAUAUAUAAUGACACAGGUCUGCAGCCAUGGAUGCAGUAUGAAUAUAAAAUCCACACUUGGAAUUCAGCAGGCCAUACCUGCAGCUCUUGGAGUGCGGUAAGGACCAGGCAAGCACUUCCAGAAGGCCUCUCUCCACCUGAGAUAGCCCAGGUAUCUGUGAACCCCCCCAAACUGAUGAUUUCCUGGGUCCCGCCAGGACAGCCUAAUGGCAUUAUCCAGUCCUAUAGGCUUCAAAGGAACGACGUGCUCUAUCCUUUCAGCUUUGAUGCUACGACUUUCAAUUAUACUGAUGAAGCGCUGCUUCCUUUUUCCACGUACAGGUAUGUAGUCACAGCCUGCACCAGUGAGGGCUGUUCCACCAGCCCACCUACCAGCAUCACAACCCUUGAGGCUGCCCCUGCAGGGGUCAGCCCUCCAGCUCUUUGGACCAUCAGUGCCACUCAAAUCAAUGUAUCUUGGUCACCGCCAUCAAUUCAAAAUGGAGAGAUCACUCAGUAUUUCCUCAGACUGGACGGUAAGGAGUACCUGGCUGGGCAGAACCUGUCCCUGUUGGUUUCCCACCUGCAGCCUUCCACGCAGUAUAAUCUCUCCCUAGUGGCCUGCACCAAUGGAGGUUGCACAGCUAGUGUUGCAGAGUCCGCCUGGACAAUGGAGGCCCCGCCACAAAACAUGGACCCUCCAAAACUACAAGUCACGGGCUCCGAAUCCAUAGAAAUCACCUGGAAACCGCCAGGAACCCCAAAUGGCCAGAUCAGAAGCUAUGAACUUAGGAGGGAUGGAACCAUUGUCUACACCGGCCUGGAAACUCGCUAUCAUGACUUUACUCUCGCCCCAGGUGUGGAGUAUGGCUACACAGUGAUGGCCAACAACAGCCAAGGGGGUGUUCUGAGUCCACUUGUCAAAGAUCGAACCAGCCCCUCAGCCCCUUCAGGGAUGGAGCCUCCAAAAUUGCUGGCCAAGGGCCCUCAGGAGAUCUUAGUGAGCUGGGACCCUCCAGUAAGGACAAACGGUCAUAUCGUCAACUACACCCUCUUCAUCCGUGAGCUGUUUGAAAGAGAAACAAAAAUCGUACACAUAAACACCACUCAUAAUUCUUUUGGUACACGGUCAUUCAGAGUAAACCAGCUGAAGCCAUUUCACAGGUAUGAAGUUCGAAUUCAAGCCUGCACCAGGCUGGGAUGUGCAUCAGGUGACUGGACAUCCAUACAGACCCCUGAAGUUGCACCUCAGAAGCAACCGCCUCCACAUCUAGAGGUCCAGAUGGCUCCAGGGGGGUUCCAGCCCACGGUUUCCCUUCGGUGGACAGGACCACUCCAGCCAAAUGGACAAGUUUUAUAUUACGAAUUGUUCAGAAGACAAAUAGCAACUCAGCCUGGAAAAUCAAACCCAGUGCUAACCUAUAAUGGAAGCUCAAGCUCUUUUAUGGACGUGGAACUAUUGCCUUUCACAGAGUACGAAUACCAGGUCUGGGCCGUGAAUUCAGCAGGAAAAGCCUCCAGUAGCUGGACGCGGUGUAGAACUGGGCCCGCCCCCCCCGAAGGUCUCAGGGCCCCCGAGUUCCAUGCGGUCUCUGCCACCCAAGCAGUGGUCAACAUCAGCGCCCCCCGGAAGCCCAACGGGAUUGUCAGUCUCUACAGAUUGUUCUCCAACGAUACCAGCGGGGCCCAGAUGGUGCUGGCUGAAGGCCUGGCCACCCAGCAGACGCUUCAUGGCCUGAAGCCCUUCACGACCUACUCCAUUGGGGUGGAGGCCUGCACUUGCUUCAAUUGUUGCAGCCAAGGGCCAACAGCAGAGCUGAGAACUCCUUCUGCUCCGCCAUCAGGACUGUCCUCUCCCCAGAUCCAGACACUGGCCUCGAGGACAGCUUCCUUCCAGUGGAGUCCCCCGCUGUUCCCCAACGGCAUCAUUCAAAGGUAUGAGCUCCAACUCUACAUGGCUUGCCCUCCGGAUUCAGCCACCCCAUGUACUCCCAGCCAAACCGAGACAAAGUACACUGGGCCAGGACCGAGAGCCAGCCUCGAGGGUCUACAGCCCUACACCACCUACAAGCUGAGGGUGGUAGCCCACAAUGAUUUGGGCAGCACGGCCUCUGAAUGGAUCAGCUUCAUCACCCAAAAAGAAUUGCCCCAGUACCGUGCCCCUUUCUCGGUGGACAGCAAUCUAUCCGUGGUACGUGUGGACUGGAGUGGCUCCUUCCUGCUGAAUGGGCGGCUGAAGGAGUUCGUCUUGACCGAUAGAGGGCAGCGUGUGUACAGUGGCCUCGACACCACCCUCUACAUCCCAAAGACCGCAGACAGAACUUUCUUUUUCCAGGUCAUCUGCACUACAGAUGAAGGAAGUGUUAAGACACCUUUGAUUCAAUAUGAUACCAGCACUGGAUUUGGCCUGGUGCUGACAACUCCUGGAGAAAAGAAAGGAUCAGGGAACAAAAGCACAGAGUUCUACAGCGAGUUAUGGUUCAUAGUGUUAAUGGCAAUGCUGGGCUUGAUCUUGUUGGCCAUUUUUCUGUCCCUGAUACUACAGAGAAAAAUCCACAAAGAACCAUAUAUAAGAGAGAGGCCUCCUUUAGUGCCUCUUCCAAAGCGGAUGUCUCCAUUGAAUGUAUACCCACCGGGGGAAACCCAUACGGGCUUAGCUGAUACCAAAAUCCCCCGGUCUGGGACACCUGUGAGUAUUAGGAGCAACCGGAGCCUGUCUGUACUGCGCAUCCCAAGUCAGAGCCAAGUCAGCCAGACCUACUCCCAAGGCUCUCUCCACCGCAGUGUCAGUCAGCUCAUAGACAUUCAAGACAAGAAGGUCUUGAUUGAUGACUCGCUGUGGGAAACCAUCGUGGGCCAUGAUAGCGGACUGUAUGUGGAUGAAGAGGACCUGAUGAAUGCCAUCAAGGGUUUCAGCUCUGUGACUAAGGAACACACCACAUUCACCGACACCCACCUGUAA